AUUGACAUUUACGUGGCUCACGAAAAAUUAUUAUUAUUUUUUAUUUAAUUUAAUUUUCAAAAAUAAAUUUUAAAAGGGAUAAUGUAUGCUAUGUCCUAGAAACUAAAUUAUUAUCUUAACUUAACCUAAUUUAUCUUGCAAAUUGCAAGACGAGUGAAGUAUGCGCGUAAUUUAAGUGAUUUUAUAUGUUUUCAGCCAGUCUGGAUGCUAAUUUAGAACUGAAAAUGGCCUUAAAGAAGGUAAAAGGCAAUAUCGAGCGUAUGUUCGAUAAAAACCUUACAGAUUUAGUAAGAGGCAUCAGGAAUAAUAAGGAAAAUGAGGCCAAAUAUAUCUCACAAUGCAUGGAAGAUAUCAAACAGGAGCUCCGUCAAGACAAUUUGGCAGUUAAGAGCAAUGCCGUAGCUAAACUCACUUAUUUACAAAUGUUAGGCUACGACAUCUCUUGGGCAGGCUUUAAUAUUAUAGAAGUGAUGAGCUCGAAUAAGUUUACAUUGAAGCGAAUAGGUUACUUGGCUGCCAGUCAGUCUUUUCAUUGCGAUUCCGAGCUGCUGAUGUUAACCACGAACAUGAUAAGGAAGGAAUUGAACUCACAGAACCAAUAUGAAGCUGGACUAGCUUUGACGUCACUUAGCUGCUAUAUAAGCACCGAUUUAGCAAGGGAUUUGUCUAAUGAUAUUCUUACUUUGUUGAGCUCUACAAAGCCUUAUAUAAGAAAAAAGGCGGUCCUGAUGAUGUACAAAGUGUUCCUAAAGUAUCCAGAGGCAUUGAGACCAUCAUUUCCAAGGCUCAAAGAGAAAUUAGAGGAUCCAGAUCCAGGAGUACAGUCUGCCGCAGUUAAUGUUGUUUGCGAGCUGGCACGGAAAAACCCUAAGAACUAUUUGAGCUUAGCACCGGUUUUUUUUAAGCUCAUGACUACCAGUACCAACAAUUGGAUGUUGAUUAAAAUCAUUAAACUUUUUGGUGCCCUUACACCGCUAGAACCUAGGCUAGGCAAAAAACUGAUAGAGCCUCUAACAAACCUUAUUCACAGUACCUCCGCCAUGAGUUUACUGUACGAAUGUAUUAACACAGUAAUAGCGGUACUAAUAAGCAUUUCCUCUGGGAUGCCCAAUCAUGCUGCCAGUAUACAACUCUGCGUACAAAAACUGCGAAUACUUAUCGAGGAUUCUGAUCAGAACCUGAAAUAUCUUGGGCUACUGGCCAUGUCAAAGAUCCUAAAAACCCACCCAAAAAGUGUCCAGACCCAUAAAGAUUUAAUACUGCAAUGUCUGGAGGAUAAGGAUGAGUCCAUAAGGCUCAGAGCGCUGGAUCUGCUUUAUGGGAUGGUGUCGAAAAAGAACCUUAUGGAAAUCGUUAAGAAACUUAUGGUUCAUAUGGAUAAAGCCGAAGGGACCGUUUACAGGGACGAACUGCUCAGCAAAAUUAUCCUCAUUUGUUCCCAGAAUAAUUAUCAGUUUAUUACCAAUUUUGAGUGGUAUAUUACUGUUCUAGUUGAGCUGGCUCAGAUGGAGUUCGGAAGCAAACAAGGUCACGUUAUCGCUUCCCAAUUAAUGGACGUUUGCAUAAGGGUGCAGGCCAUAAGACCGUUCGCUGUCAACGAAAUGGCCCAACUGUUGGAAGUUUAUAUUUCCACUUCUCAGUACAGUAUAAUGCAGGACGUUUUGUAUGCUGCGGCCUUUUUAACCGGAGAGUUUGCCAGUGAAUUAGAGAAACCUGAACAAACCCUGCGUUGCCUACUGAAGUACAAAGCCCUCCCGCAACAUAUCGAGGCGGUAUUUAUCCAUAAUUCCAUCAAACUGUUCGCCCAUAUAAUGGAAAAACUGGAAAAGUCCGCACAGUACGAUGAAAUUUUACUACUGUGCGACAUUAUCAUGGAAAAACUGUCCGAAAGUGUAAAAUCUGCCGAGCUGGAGGUGCAAGAAAGAGCGAGCACCAGUUCGAUUAUCAUCACUAUUGUGAAAGAGGAGAUUUUGGCCAAAAAAAAUGCCAUCGGCGCUGAGGAUACGACGGAACCUCUGGAGGAAGAAAGUGUGGCGAGUGAAAUUUUAAAUUUAUUCAGCGGUGAAUUGAACCCGGUCGCCCCUAAAGCCCAAAAGAAGGUUCCGGUACCCGAAGGGUUAGAUUUAGACGCUUGGAUAAAUGAACCGUUGGAAUCCGCUUCUGACUCCGAGUCCGAUGCUGAACGGGAGAAUACUGACAAUUUGUUUGUUAAUGCUGAGAAGCUUGAAUAUGGCGGGAAAGCUGAGAAGUAUCACGAACCCACCGAGGAGGAUAUCAAAAAGAGUCGCGAGGCUCGCAAAUACGAGCAACAGAACAAUCCCCACUACCUCAAAGGCCAAUCGUCGGACCGAAGACCCUCAACCGGAAUCGAUAACAUCGAGAACAUCCCGGUGGCCGAGCUCAACAUCGACGUGCCUCAAUUGAAAAUAAUCGCACAAAAACGUUCCGAUAAGUACUUAAAUUUGAAAGAGAAAAAGGCGAAGAAGAAACGCAAGAAGAACAAGAAGAAGCAGGACAGUUCUACCGAAGACGAUGACGACGAGGACACCGGCCCAGUGGUGGAGGUAAAACAGGACAUGGAACUGCCAGAGGGCGCCACCCUAUCAGAUUCGGACAGUAAUUACAAUCACACGAACGACCCGCAUAGGGCCCUAGACAUCGAUUUGGAUUUGCCUCCCUUGAGUGAUAGUUUGACGAAAAAGCCUGCGGACGAGGAGGCCAAAUCUGGCCGGGUUAAUGAGAAGAAAAAGUCCAAAAAGAAGGAUGACCGUAAGUUGGAAAAGAGGAAGAAGGAGAAAGUGGAGAAUUUAUUGAAACUUGAUAAGGAGAACGAGGCCGAUAAUGCGGAGAAGAAGAGCAAAAAGGCGAAGAAAGAGAAGAAGAAAGCUAAAGAAAAGAAGGACAGAACUAAAGGAAAAGAGGAAAAAUCCAAAAACAAGAAAUCCACGUCCGAAUACGAGGAAGCUUUGGGCAUCUCCACCCCAACUAAAGAGUCUAAAGUGUAUUUGCUUAUUUAAAUUUUUAUGUUUCUGUUAUACACAGGGUGUCCAAAACUAUACAGUUUCAAUCCCUAACUUAAGGCAAUUUUGUUUUAUCCUUAUAUUGAAUAUUAUGAAGUUAUAUGAAUCUAUUUAAUCCGUUCUUAAUAGUGAAAUAUAUUACAUUUAAAAUUUGUGAUUAUAUUUAUAAAUACAUUAUAUCUAUAUAUAUAUUAAUAAAAUGUACAAUAAGUUUUAUAUAAA
Messenger RNA from Anthonomus grandis grandis, 3242 nucleotides. RefSeq names its product AP-3 complex subunit delta (gene garnet). Gene Ontology annotation, biological process: protein targeting to vacuole; Golgi to vacuole transport; neurotransmitter receptor transport, postsynaptic endosome to lysosome. Gene Ontology annotation, cellular component: AP-3 adaptor complex; terminal bouton; membrane coat. The transcript has 17 exons. Lineage: Eukaryota; Metazoa; Arthropoda; Insecta; Coleoptera; Curculionidae. The coding region runs from base 186 to 3017 and encodes 943 amino acids. The record is from RefSeq and is a predicted model, not a curated record.